Messenger RNA from Xylaria bambusicola, 633 nucleotides. RefSeq names its product ras family-domain-containing protein. The transcript is spliced from 6 exons. The record is from RefSeq and is a predicted model, not a curated record. Gene Ontology annotation, molecular function: GTPase activity; GTP binding. The coding region runs from base 1 to 633 and encodes 210 amino acids. Lineage: Eukaryota; Fungi; Ascomycota; Sordariomycetes; Xylariales; Xylariaceae.
AUGGCCCAAGCUGGCGGAGCAGGCGGCUACAAUAACCCGCUGAAGAAAUUCAAACUGGUAUUUCUUGGGGAACAAAGCGUGGGGAAGACGUCACUUAUAACACGCUUCAUGUACGACUCCUUCGAUAAUAUGUACCAAGCCACGAUCGGCAUCGAUUUCCUUUCGAAGACCAUGUACCUCGAAGACAGAACUGUGCGCCUACAGUUAUGGGAUACUGCUGGGCAGGAGAGAUUUAGGAGUUUGAUCCCUUCCUACAUUCGCGAUUCCAGCGUUGCUGUAGUGGUCUACGAUAUUUCGAAUGCGAAGUCCUUCCAAAACACUAAAAAAUGGAUAGACGAUGUGCGGGCGGAACGCGGUAACGAUGUCAUAAUCGUACUUGUAGGCAACAAGACCGAUUUGAACGACAAGCGCGAAGUCACCACGCAACAAGGCGAGGAGGAAGCCAAGAAGAACAAUUUGAUGUUCGUCGAGACAAGCGCAAAGUUAGGACACAAUGUGAAGAAUCUUUUCAGAAGGAUAGCGCAAGCCCUACCUGGCAUGGAGGGGACAGAUGCUGCGGCUCAGGCUUCUUCACAAAUGAUUGACGUCAAGACCAAUACACAGACUCCGCAGCAAGAUGGAUGCUCAUGCUAG